CAGACUCCGUCUCAAAAAAAAAAGAAAAAAAGUAAAAAGGCAUGUUGCAGGUACCUGCUAGUGGAAGUUGCAGCUUAACAGGAGGUAGGGCGACCACUUCUUAGAAAGGAGGAAAUGGGCCCUCCUGCUACAGAGACCUGCAAACAUAGACUGAGGCCUGCCGCAUAGGAGACUCAGAAGAGGCAAAGGUGAAUUAGAGUCAGGGUCUCCAAGUCAGGGUCUGAGUCUGCAGGUGGGGGUCACAUAUGAUGGAGGAUGUCAGGAGGGCUUCCUGGAGAUGGUGACGUUUGCCGGGGGGGUUUUAGGUGGGUUUUGCGAGACAGUACAGCCUGGCUGAAGAGUGUAGGCUCCUUAGACAGGAGUGGGAAUUCAGGCUUGAAAGUGAGUUGGUCAGAUUGCCGGGGUCCUCGAAUGCAAGGGAAGAAUUUCGACUAACAGAGGAACCUGGGAAGCUGUUUGGGAAAAAGAGUGAUGAAGUGGGAGGGGUCAUCCAGCAGAGCCCUGCCUUGGUGGGAGGUAGCGAGAUGGGAGGUGGGCAUUGGUGAGGGACGAUCCCAGUGGUCCAGGGGAGCAGUCAUAGUGUGGAAACUAACCUUGUGGGUCUGGGCAGCAAGGGACUGAUUUGAGACACGGGGAAGAAACAGCCAGUAGGACUUUGGUGAGAGGCCUGGGGGUCGGGGAGGGGGGUGCGGGGAGUGGGAGCUUGAGUCUUCGAAAACGGGCAGUGUUCCAAGGGGUAGACCUGAGGCAAGAUGUGGAGAGGCAGCUGAACUGGGAAGCUGGAACGGUGGUGUGGUCACCCCAGGAGACUGAGUCGGGGGGCGAGGGGACCCCGGGAGCCAUCCAGACCCCAGGACUAGGGAAUACGGAGGGGAGAAGAACCAGCUCCUGCGUGUCAGGCACUGCCCUCAAGGUCAGAUGGGGUGGGGCUGGAUACUGGCUAUGAGGAUUUUUUCAAGAACUCCGUUAAUAGUGAGAUGGGCGGACACCAGAUGGCGAGGGUUAAGAAGUGAGUGGGUGGUCGGAAACUAGAAGCUGCAGUGUAGACCCACUUUGAGAGGUUGGGCUCUUCAGACCGGGAGAAAGUUCACAGUUUUGAGGAGUUAGGUAGGUCAAAGGAAGAGGGUUUGCUUGUUUUUGAGAUUGGGGCAUCCUGAACGUUCUCCCAGGCCCAGUGAGAAGAAACCAGAAGAAAGAGGAACAUGUCACCCGAAUGUGCCAAAACAGCCCAGCAGCUGCGCUGCCUCACAGAAACUGUGCAGAGGCCCCUCUGUCCCACGAUGCCUGCCUGGGGAUGGCCUUCCCUCCGGCUACUCAGGGUUCCCCCAGCCUGUCCACCCAAGGGCGGCAGGGGCUGUGGGUGCUCCCAGCCCCUUUUGGAGGUCGGUCUGUGGGUAGGAAUGUGGGCUGCCUUGGGGCGGCACGGCUGCAGAUGCAUACCAGCCAUCAGAACAACCCUCCUGCUCCCCGGCCCGUCCCCCUGCACCCCCAUGAAGAAGCGCGGCCACCGGCCCGCAGAGGGGAGGGGAUAUUGUUCUUGGCAUUUGAUGGGAAGCAUCUGCUGCAUCCCGCUGGGGUGUUGCCCAGGAUGGAUUGGAAAAGAGUUGGCAGGAAGGCUGAGCCCUGUGCUCACAACCUGGCUUGGUGGUAGCCGAGGAGCUUGGCAAGGGCAGAGUGCAGGACCUGGGAACUGGGGGCCGGUGCAUGUGUGUGCACGUGUGUGUGUAUCUGUAUGCACGUGUGUGUGCUGGGGUGGGGAGGAAGCUGAGAAACCACAUCCCUUCCUCUCUACUGCUGUGUUGCUGCGUGCUUCAGCAGCACGUGGGUGUCACUGCACUUCCUGGCAGGUGUCAGCCUCCAAGACUAUCUGGGCUCUUCUCCCAGUUGGCUCAGUUGGAGGUGGGAGUCCCAACUGUCCCCUGUGGCUUCCAGAGUGGGACCUUGCUGCGGGAUAGGCUGGCCAGUGCUGCUCCCUCCCCUGUGACCCUUCUGUUGGGUGGGUCACCAGGAAGGACCGUGGGCAUCGCCCACAGACAGGUGGACAUGUGGCAAGGACACCUUGGGGCCUUCUUUCUGAUGCGCCUCGAAGGGAGCACUUUGUCAGCUUUGAGAUGAGUCUCUGUGGAUGUGGGAAGCUCACUAUCUCAAGAGCAGCAGCUUUCGAAAAUUCGACACAGACCCCCGAGUGGGGCGGGGGGGGGCGGGGUCCUGUCCCACUCACUGGCUGCCUGGCAGAGUUCAGCUCAGCUCUCAGCCUGUGUUUCUUCAUCUGCACGAGGAAGCGCCUGUGUUGCUAUGGGCGGAGGAAUGGACUGAGGGCUACAUUCGCUUCCUGUUGCCACUGUAACUGCUUAGCACAAACUCAGUGGCUUAAAGCAACAGAGAUUUCUUCCUUUACAGUGUUAAGGGUCAGAAGCCGGAGAUCAGUCUCACCAGACUAAAGUCAAGGUGCCGGCAGAAUUCAUUCCUGUCUCUUCCAGCUUUGGGCAGGAGGCGCUGCUGGAUUUCCUUGGCUUGUGGCUGCAUCCCUCUAGCCUCUGCCUCCAUCCUCAUACAGCCUCCUCCUUCUCUGCAGUGAGAUCUCCCUGUGCC
Molecule: messenger RNA, 2592 nt
Organism: Piliocolobus tephrosceles (Ugandan red Colobus)
Lineage: Eukaryota; Metazoa; Chordata; Mammalia; Primates; Cercopithecidae
Source: RefSeq, a predicted model, not a curated record